Molecule: messenger RNA, 1206 nt
Organism: Monoraphidium neglectum
Lineage: Eukaryota; Viridiplantae; Chlorophyta; Chlorophyceae; Sphaeropleales; Selenastraceae
Exons: 5
Coding region: 1-1206 (401 amino acids)
Molecular function (GO): nucleic acid binding
Source: RefSeq, a predicted model, not a curated record
AUGGCCGAUGAGGCUGUUCAGCUUGAGGCUGAGCUACGCCAGCAGCUGGACGAGCAGCGCGCUUCAUUAGCAGAGGUCAACGACAUGCUGCAGCUGGACCCGGGCAGCGAGGAGCUGCAGGCGCUGGUCGAGCAGCUGGCGGAAGCCGUGCAGCAGCUGCAGGCCGCACUGCUUGACCUCAAAAAGCAGCGCAUGCUCAUGGAGCUGGAUGCGAUGGAGGCGGGGGUCGCCGCGGCCGCCGCCGCCCCCCUCAACGCAGCCGAGGUGGCCGCCGUCUUGCCAGCGGACGCAGCGCCAGGCCCGGUGACAGGGGCCGCCGGUGGCGUGCAGGGGUUUCCCUGCUCUGACGGCCGGGAGCACAGGGGCCGGGGCGCGAGCGGCAGCGUGAGCGACGGCGACGGCGGCGGCGGCAGCGAGAGCAGCGGCGAGAGCGGCAGCGGAAGCAGCGGCAGCAGCAGCGGCAGCAGUGGCGGCUCGUCUUCUGAUUCAGAAGGCGAGCCGGAGGAGGGUCACGGCGGGCUUGGGCUGGGCGGCGCGCUGGGGCACGCGAGGGCCGCCGCGAAGGCGGGCGCGCAGACGGAGACGGUGUUGUUUGCAGCGUGGGAGGAUCACGGCAGAGGGAUCGCUUCGAAGCUCCUCGCGCGGAUGGGGUACAAGGCUGGGGCGGGUCUGGGCAAGGGUGGCUCGGGGCUGGUGGAGCCGCUGACUGCGGAGCAGCUGCCGAAGCAGCGCGGCCUGGGCCACAGGAAGCACCACCACCACAAACACUCCAAGCAUCACAAGCACCGGGACGGCGAGGGCGGGGAGGCAGGGGCAGACGGCGGCGGCGGCGGUGGCGGCGGCGGCGGCGGCGCAGAGGGCGAGGGGGAGGGGGAGGCGCGCGCGCGGAAGCGGCCGCGCGGCGGCGAGCGCGCGCGCCGGAGAAAGGAGGCGCACGCGGCGCGCGCGGACAAGCAGCGGCGCGCGGACGGGCGGCAGGCCGCUGAGCUGGCGGGGGAGGCGCCCGGGCUGUUUGGGUUCAUCAAUCAGGUCCAGCGGCUGCAGGAGAUGGCGCAGCGCAACAAGGGCAACGCGGGCCUGUCUGGGCAGAUCGAGGCGAAGCUCGCGGAGGCGCGGCGCGAGCUGGAGGAAGCCAGGGGGGCGGCCAGGGCGGUCCACAGGAGCGUGAACCAGCGGGAGGCGGAGAGGCGGUGGACCAAGUUCUGA